Messenger RNA from Phanerochaete carnosa HHB-10118-sp, 2625 nucleotides. RefSeq names its product glycoside hydrolase family 47 protein. The transcript has 15 exons. NCBI's taxonomy places the organism in Eukaryota, Fungi, Basidiomycota, Agaricomycetes, Polyporales, Phanerochaetaceae. Gene Ontology annotation, biological process: carbohydrate metabolic process; mannose trimming involved in glycoprotein ERAD pathway; endoplasmic reticulum mannose trimming. The record is from RefSeq and is a predicted model, not a curated record. Gene Ontology annotation, molecular function: mannosyl-oligosaccharide 1,2-alpha-mannosidase activity; calcium ion binding. Gene Ontology annotation, cellular component: endoplasmic reticulum; membrane. The coding region runs from base 1 to 2625 and encodes 874 amino acids.
AUGAAGUGGCCGACACACUGGCCCAGAGCCCUUCUCCUCCUCGUCGUGGCAACGCUAGAGGCUCAGUCAUGGUCUCAUCAUAGCAUCAACGGUGUGGCAGCCGCCGCACCUUGGACUCGCGACAGAAAGCUGCAGGCGAGGUGCGUCGCGUGCAUGAACAACACCCGCGAGCUGUGGUAUCACGGCUUUGACAAUUACAUGAAGCAUGGUGCAGGUCCCGAUUGGUACAAUCUGGCUAACGUUGCGACAAAUGAUGUCGCCGGAAACUUUUCCGUCACACUCGUAGAUGCCCUCGACACCCUCGUUGUGCUGAAUGACACCAUAGGCUUUGAGAAUGCUGUCCAGGAUGUCAUCAGGGCGGUAUCUUUCAACGUCAACACCAAACCACAGGUCUUCGAAACAACUAUCCGCGUCUUGGGAGGUCUAUUGUCCGGACACCAGUUCGCUAGCAAGCCAGGACAACCAUUCUAUAUACCAUGGUACCGAGGUGAACUAUUAUCCUUGGCUCAUGAUCUGGGGGAACGGCUUUUGCCAGCAUUCAAGACACCUACUGGGCUGCCAUAUGCUAGGAUCAAUUUGAGACAUGGUAUACGUCCAGGAGAGUCUAUAGAUUCCUGCACUGCGGGUGCAGGAUCUCUUAUUUUGGAGUUUGGAACUCUCAGUCGACUGACCGGAGAUGAUCGUUUUGAAAAAGCCGCCUACAAAGCUUUUUUUGCCCUAUGGAACAAAAGAUCCGAUAUUGGGCUUGUCGGAAACACCGUCAACAUUUGGACAGGAACAUGGACUCAUCCUGAGGUCAAUGGCAUUGGAGCUGGCGUUGACUCAUUUUAUGAGUAUGCCUUGAAGUGGUACAUCUUGAGCGGCGAGGUGGAGUUUCUUGAUGUCUUCCAAGAGGCUUACGCCGCUGUAAUGCGUUAUUCUCGAGCUCCGGAUGGAUUCUGGGGUGAUCCAGUGUACUUGACGGUCGACUCUCUGUCAGCGUUCUGGCCUGGACUUCAAGUCCUGGCGGGCGAUAUCGAGAAUGCUAUCAAGUCCCAUAUGAUCUAUUGGAACCUUUGGAAGAAAUUCGCGGGCUUACCCGAAGGCAAGUUGAUGUCGUUGUGGGACAUGAGCUACAGGGCGGCGACCUCGCUUCAAUAUCCUCUACGGCCUGAAUUCGUUGAGUCAACAUGGUACCUGUACCGAGCCACUCGGGAUCCGUUCUACUUAGAUGUUGGAGAGCGAAUACUUUCAGAUAUCAUAGUCCGGGCCAAAGUCGACUGCGGGCUUACUGGGAUUAGUGACCUCAAAACGAACAACCGCGACGACCGGAUGGAGUCGUUCGUGCUAUCGGAAACACUGAAGUAUCUAUACUUGCUAUUUGAUGAAGAAAAUGAGCUACAUCGUGAUGAUUCGAACAUGGUACUGACUACGGAGGGCCAUCUGUUGAGUAUGAACCGCAAACUAGAGAAGCCCAUCUCUGCUGUUCGCCGAGAAUUGCGGAGAGUGGAACACCUCUCGUGUCCAGCAUACAAACCCCCGGUGCUAGCUACUGAUCCCGUCACAGGGAGCGGGCUGACUGGCGGUGUGUAUACAAGACCUGACGUCGAUUAUGCGCGGGCACUGGUCGCGGCUCCUGCAACGGGAUCAGAGGAGUACGUUUGGUCACCGGACGGGUUCUGUCAAAUGCCCAAAGUCGAUCUUUACACGUUCGACUUUCUAUUGUCACCCGACGGACAAGCCGUGCCAGAAGACUUCAAUCCAACCUCGAAAAAACUUGUCCCUGUAUCAGAUGGCUAUGUCCUGCAAGACGUUGCUGGUAUUAGGGCAUAUAUUGUCAGUCGUAUGGACGGCAAAGGUUACGAUGUCACAAAGCUGGGACCAUACAGCGUCAAGACUGGGCAGAUUGUCUAUGUCAAUGACUCUCACCUCCUGUUAGCACCUUUGGAUGGAAAGGGUGCGAUAAAUGAAGACGGGGUUGGCAGUAAGCGUCGGUCACCCGAGGUCGAACUUCGUAUCUACCUCGAUUUCUUGGGCUCUUCAGACGCAGUCCUGCAACUGCACCAUGAAGCUCCGAGCGAGGCCUUUAUCACAGCCUCCACUGCUAUGUUCGGUGCAGAUCCCGCGGCGUCGUACCCGGACAACACGGUCCGCUUCGGCCGUGGAGAGGGUGCCCGCCUCGUGCGCGACCCUUCCAACUCCUUCGGCUGCAUGCCCUAUAAACAGAAAUACGCGGGCGAAGCUUUGGUUGUGCGGCGCGGCGAGUGUACAUUCCUCGACAAGUUGUUCGAGGCUGCUGUCGCCGGGGCCUCUGGCGUCAUCGCAAUCAGCGACGAGGAUCACAGUAUCACGCCGUCUGCGGGGGCAGACGAGUUGCAGGGCAUAGAUGAUUUGCUCGAAGACGCCGCGAUCGUUGUCGUGAACCGUUCCGACGGCGAGCUCAUCACUGCGAUGCUGAACGCCGCAGACGGUUUCGGGACUGGGCAGGUGAGGGCCGCAAUCGCACCUGAAACAGUGCCUACAGUAAGUGGCGGAGGUGGAGACGAAGAAUUUUCCUCUGAGGCGAGGAGGCAGAAGGCGAGGGACGGGAACCGGAUUCUAUAUCUUAACGGGCACCCGCUGGUCAAUACCCGACUCAUGGUCUAA